UGUAAGAAUAGGGCAAACUCAGAAUUUUUCCUGCUGCGAUGUGCGCUCAAUCGCUCUCGGAUUCGGGGUCCGCGCGCUCCGACGCCGCCGUGGAAAUCGCCGCGUGCUCGCGGCAUCCUUCACGGAGUAAACAAACCAUAUUUCGGUGGGGUCAGUGUAUGUUUUGGUCUUUGGUCUCGGGACCGUGUUUCGGGGCAGCAGCAGUGCGCGGCCAUAAUGGCUACAAAAGGGCAGCGUGAAAAAAAUCACCAAGAUGGGGGACGUCGUCGUCGUUCGUCACGGCGUGAAAAGUGACCGUGAAAGUGGUGACGGGGUGUCGUGAAAAAAGCCAGACCAUAUGGCACGGAUCUCCGUGGUUCCGCCGUAGAUGACCCCCCAGCAAUCCGGAGUGGCCAAGGAAGGAUUUUCUUCCUUCGAAGAUCCCCCGCAAAUUUCCUUCGAGUUUCGUGAGUUCGGUGAAAAGCAGCAGCAAAGGAAGUAACAUCAACCAUGAACUCGGUGGAAGCGAUGGAUUUGAUCGACGAGGACCACCUCACGGGAUCUGAGGACGAUGACGACGAUGAUAAUCCGAGCAGUCCCGGAAGUGCGUACGACGACGGGAACCUGAUCAAUGUGGCCAUGGAGAACGAGGUGACGGCCCAGCUGGUGGCGGCCGGCGUGGUCGGAGUGGCUGCCGCGGCGGCCAUCACAUCGUCCAAGAAGAAAAAGCGACCGCACUCGUUCGAGACGAAUCCUUCCAUCCGGAAAAGGCAGCAGAACCGGCUGCUGAGGAAGUUGAGGCAAACCAUUUUCGAGUACGCAACGCGUGUGGGCCAACAAGCGGUCGUCCUGGUCGCCACUCCCGGCAAGCCCAACAACAUAUUCAAAGUGUUCGGCGCGAAACCGCUGGAGGACGUGCUGAAAAAUCUCCGCCCAAACGUGAUGGACAAGCUGGACGAAGCGCUGGCCGCCCAGGCCCCACCCCGCGUUCAGGACGACCCGUCGCUGUUCGAGCUGCCCCCGCUGAUCAUCGACGGAAUUCCGACCCCGGUGGAGAAGAUGACCCAGGCCCAGCUGCGCGCGUUCAUUCCGCUGAUGCUGAAGUACUCGACGGGGCGCGGGAAGCCGGGCUGGGGUCGGGACUCGACACGUCCGGGCUGGUGGCCCAAGGAGCUACCGUGGGCGAACGUGCGGAUGGACGCCCGGUCCGAGGACGAGAAGCAAAAGAUUAGCUGGACACACGCACUGCGGAAAAUUGUCAUCAACUGCUACAAAUAUCACGGUCGGGAGGAUCUGCUGCCAGCGUUCAGCGAAGAGGACGAAAAGGCCAACGCGCUUGCGACUGCAAACUCCACCGUUGAACAGAUCAAGAUUCAGAACACAAACGUUAUCACAACGAGUCCAACCAUCGUCAGCAGCAACGCUACGGCGGUGGCCAGCAGCAGCACAACCGGCCAGCAGAUCAUCAUCCAGCAGCAGUCCAGCGGGACGCCGACGAUCGUGACGACGGGCGGCGCCCAGGCGCAAACCCAGACCACCCACCAGAUCAUCAAGGAAAUGUCCGACGGCACAAUCCAGAUUCAGCAGCAACCCUCGCCCACGCAGACCCUGAACGCGCAGGUUUGCCUCGACUCGAUGGCGCUAAGCGAUGUGGAUUACACGCACACCGUUCUCCAGACCAUCCAGAACGCCGACGGCACGGUCUCCAUCAUCCAGGUUGAUCCCAACAAUCCAAUCAUCACACUUCCAGACGGAACCACUGCACAAGUACAAGGAAUCGCAACGCUUCAAGCCCAAAACGAUAACAACGUGCACACAAUUCAAACCAUUUCGGACGCACAGGGUGAAAGCAUGUCGGUGGAUCUGACCGAGGCCACGUUGGGCCAGGAUGGGCAGCUCAUCAUCACCGGAGAGGAUGGUCAAGAGUACUCCUACUCGGGCUUCCCGGUGAACGUCAGUGGCAUGAUAACGGUGCCGGUGUCCGCGCAGAUGUACCAGACCAUGGUGGCCAACAUGCUUCCGAACGGGGAUGGAACCGUGUGCAUAACCCCGAUGCAGGUACCUAACCAUCAAGGCUCUUCGCUAAACCUAAACACUAGAACGACAGUUUCCUCCCAAAACGUGACCAUUUCAACCAACAGCACUAGCAGUACCAGUAAUGUCAGUAAUGUUACCAACAGUCUCUUCCCCCUGACCAACACUAGCUUUAAUCUCAAUAGUUUAAAGAGGCCACGAAACGUACCUAACAUGGCCGCCACCAAUGCCAACAUGGCGGCCAACUUUGCCAGCCUGUUCAACCAGCAAGCAUUGGCCCAACAAUCGGCGAACCAAAGCAAAAAACCAAAUGUGAUAUCAACCAACAAUAACAGUAGCUUAAACAACAACAACCCCCUCAAAAUAACCAUCGCCAAAGAUCUGUUCGAAUCCGGGGACAAAGCAAUCCCAAAACCAACCCCGGUCCUUCCCCCGGGCGUCGUAAUCCUCAACGCCAAAGAUCUCCUUAACGAAAGCCUCCCCGCGCUGCUCGAGAAGCAAGUUCAGCUGGUCCGGGCCGAACUGGAAGCCGCCCAGCAGAGGCCACGUAGCGUAACGACCGUGCUGGACAGUUUGCCCUCGAGUCCGGCCAGCAGCCCUCCGCUGUUGGACACCAAAGACAUAACCAUCACGAGAAUUUAGAGUGCCUUCCCAACUAACAUUACUGACAUUUCUACAAUGAAUCAUACUGUUGUUUUACAGACUGAAUACUAACUAACCCCGAGACCAUCCCCAGCACUUCUUUCUUUACCCCGUACUUUCUUUUGUAAUUUAGAAAUUUUAAGUAACGUUGAUUACCGGUAGCUUUGGUUUGUUACUUUAUUUAGAGAGUAUAUUUUUGGGGUCAUUCCAUUUGAAGUGUGCAAAAAAAAAUGAAACUGAAUUUUCUGGUCAAGCUCAAAUAGGGGUCAUCAAAACAUAUUAGUUCUGAUUUUCGAUCUGAUCUUACAAUAUUUAGGUGCUUUUCAAAAAAUAGUAUUGAUUCCAAAAUUUUCUAAAUAUUUUUUCAAAAAGAUCACACAGAAAAAAAAAAUCUUGGUAAUAUUACAUCUGGGGUACAUCUUUUAUGUCAGAAAAAGGUGUAAUUUUACCUCUGGAAAUGUGUAAGUUUACCACUUUUCUGGUGCAAUGUUACUUUUUCAGUCUAAAUUGAGGUAAAAUUACAUCAUAAAAGAGGUAAUAUUCAACCUUCCAAAAUUACAGCUUCCAAAUUUACAUUAUUUUUUCUGUGCAGAAAAUUUCAAAAAUGUUUUAUUUUGUAGCAUUACAAAUUACAGAAUUUGAAAACUUCACAUUUCCUGAUUGUUUUUCUUGUAUUCGCUGGGUGUCAGCGACCAGGGGUCUAAAUUUGAAUGUUUCUUGGACGAAAUUUUCGGAAAUUUUCUGAACGUUUCACAAAAAUAUUUCCAGAAAUCGUCACUCAAGGGCACAAUUUCUGUUAAGUGCUUUUCGAUUGCAAAUCCAAAUUUACAUUUAAAACUUUUGCCAAAAAAAAAUCCCAUAAAACAUUUAAAAAAAUCUCUUAAAUAAAAACAACAAAUUUUGGGAAAUUGAUUUUCUGCAAAAAAAAAAUUAAAAUCAGUAAAAAAAAAUACGUGUACUCAGGCCUUUGCAAAUAUUUUUCAAAGUUUGUGUGCGGCCCUGGCCGGGGUCGAGGGAGAGGGGGUCAAAAAAAACGAAAAUUGUACUGACAAGCCAUAGCCUCAAAAUUUGAAUGAAAAAAGUGUUUUAAAAUGCAUUUUUUUUUUCAAUUGUUUUGCCAUCAUUUGUUUCAAAAAAUAUCAAGACUUGACGAAAACAAAAAAAAUAGCGAAAAAAAACUUUUUGUGCUACUUACAGUUUUAAAUAACACCAAACAUGAUUUAUUUUACUUUUUUGAAAAAAAUAAUUUUGCCCCCUGAUUUUUCGCUCCGAUUUUGAAGGGGGGGAGGGGUGCCGAAAACUUUUUAAAAUAUUUGUACCAGCCUAAUUUGUUUCUGAAUAGUCCACAUCAAUGUCUAAAACUUUUCAAAAAAAAAAUAAUUUUGCCCCCUGAUUUUUCGCUCCGAUUUUGAAGGGGGGGAGGGGUGCCGAAAACUUUUUAAAAUAUUUGUACCAGCCUAAUUUGUUUCUGAAUAGUCCACAUCAAUGUCUAAAACUUUUCAAAAAAAAAAAAAAAACUUUCCAAAGACACCAAAUUGAUCAGAAAAAUUUCUUCAAUAGAUUCAGAUUUUCGAAUAUUUAUGAUCCAUUUUUGUAUGGACAGCUGCCAAAAAUGUAUGGAGACUUGAAUGGGUGGAUAGGAAAGGCCCAAAUACAAAAAUACAAAUAAAACCCAUUUCCGGAAUUCGGGGAGAAUUGCUUAUAUUUUUAUAAUAAUUUAUUACUUUUUCUAUGCUCUAUAUCCAGAACCGUCAUUGAAAGAUGACAGUCUUUUCUCACAAAGGUGAUGUUGUACAUGUUUUUGCAUACGAUUCCAACAUCGGAUUUUUUCUGUGUUAUUUUCAAGAUCAUUUGCUCAUAAACUCUAGCUUGUUAAACUGAAAUAAUUAUUUAAUUGUCGUUAACAAUGAUCUAGUUUUCUUGAUUUUUUCACAUAAGUAUUUCUUGAUAUUUUGUUUAUUGCAAAUUUCAUAAAUCUAAUCCUUAUAUUUCUUUCAGUGUUUUCAUUCUUUAGAAAAUUAGCUUCCCUACAAUUUUUUUUCAGAAUGUUGGCAUUCUUUCAAACAUAAACUGCAUCAACAACUUAUGAAUUAGUUAUUCUUCAAGAUUAUAAAAUCCUAUGAAGAAACCCGAAUCUUAGGAAAAACAUAUUUUGAAUUUCAAAUAAAAUUUGUAAAUACAUUCAAACAGAAAAAAAUUGUCACGUUUGUGCAAAAUGAAAAAAUCUUCCAAAAAUGUUGAAGAGUUUUUAUCUAAAUCAAAAUAUUAGAGUUUUUGGAGCAGUCAUGAUGCCGUGAAAAUAUUUAUUCAUAUUUAUUUUGUCAACAAAACUUAUGUGCUGUUCUUUAGCAAACAGAAACAAAAAAAAUAUUUUCAAUAAUUUUCGAGAAGUUCUGAGUUUGUUAUUCUUUAAAGCUAUUUAUUACUAAGCCGCAGAACCGAUAGCAUAAUGGCAUUGCUUUACUAUGUCAGCAUUAAAUGCCCAAUAAAAUUAAUGUAUUUUUCCCUUUUCAGAAAUUUUGUUUUAACGUUCCAAAAAAACAUCUUUUUAUUUGUUUCAAGUUGUUCAAAAUAUAUUUAAAAAUAACCAACACCGUUUAAAUCAUUAAAAAUGAGUUAUCUCUCCACUUGUAUUAAUUAUCAUUGUAGAAAAAAGUUCUAUCUAAACAAAUUAAGGAUGGAGAUUGAAAUCCACAAUCUCUUUUUUCUGAAAAUUAAAACAGUUUCACCAAAUUUGUGCUUAAUCAGAAAACUUUAAUAUCGUUGCUACUUCACUUCAAAUGAAAUGACCAUUUUACAUUAAUUUCCCCAUCAAACAAAGAUGUUCAUCGAUAGAUGAAACAAACCAAAAAUUCAACUGAUGAGUAGUGUAACUAAGUGUUUAAAAACUAAAACAUAAAUCUAAACGUCGAACGAUCAUCAUCAAUAUUUGUAAGAUUUUUGACUUGCAAUCGCUCGCAAUCAUAAUUCUAGUCAGCAAAUGUCUCUCAUACGCAGCUAAAUCAAAAAGGAAAAAUGUUCGGCAGGAAUGAAACAUCAAAAAGAAAGUGCAAUAAAUUACAAAUUAGUAACGAAACUAUUGUGACCAUCAGCCCAAGCUAUAAACACCGUCGUAGUCCAAAGCUAGCUAUUAAAGAUUUAAAUUUAACGAGCAGUUUAAUGAUUUUAGUUUUAAGAGUCAUGUUUGUUUUCAACCUUUGUGCCAUUCUUAGAAUAUGUUUUGUAGUUUAUUCUAUUUAUUUGUGUCCACGUAUGAUUUUGUGUGUAUUUUUUCUAAGUAUUUUAUUGAUUGUAAGUGUAGAGAUGUUUACAGCGAAAUAAAAAUCAUUUUUUAUUUUA
Molecule: messenger RNA, 5994 nt
Organism: Culex pipiens pallens (northern house mosquito)
Lineage: Eukaryota; Metazoa; Arthropoda; Insecta; Diptera; Culicidae
Gene: ewg
Product: DNA-binding protein Ewg
Exons: 8
Coding region: 490-2655 (721 amino acids)
Biological process (GO): regulation of transcription by RNA polymerase II
Cellular component (GO): nucleus
Molecular function (GO): DNA-binding transcription factor activity, RNA polymerase II-specific; RNA polymerase II cis-regulatory region sequence-specific DNA binding
Source: RefSeq, a predicted model, not a curated record